AUGUCGGGAGCUCCAUACAAUUACUCCUAUAUCUUCAAGUACAUCAUCAUCGGUGAUAUGGGUGUUGGAAAAUCGUGUUUGUUGCAUCAGUUCACGGAGAAAAAAUUUAUGGCGGACUGUCCGCAUACCAUCGGUGUCGAGUUCGGUACGCGUAUUAUCGAGGUCAGUGGUCAGAAAAUCAAACUGCAGAUCUGGGACACCGCUGGACAAGAAAGAUUCCGCGCUGUGACGCGUUCGUAUUAUCGUGGUGCCGCUGGGGCAUUGAUGGUUUACGAUAUCACAAGGCGUUCAACUUACAACCAUCUGAGCAGCUGGCUGACAGAUGCAAGAAAUCUUACCAAUCCUAACACGGCUAUCUUCCUGAUUGGCAAUAAGUCUGAUCUUGAUGGACAGCGGGAUGUACCUUAUGAAGAAGCCAAGGCAUUUGCGGAAGAAAACGGCCUCACAUUCCUGGAGUGUUCUGCAAAAACUGGUGACAAUGUUGAAGAUGCAUUCCUGGAAACAGCAAGGAAGAUUUAUCAAAAUGUGAAGGACGGCAGUAUCGACCUCAAUGCAGCGGACACGGGGGUCCAACCGAAGCAGAAUCUUCCACGUGCGGCUGCUACAGCUGGGCAAGAGAAGAAGGAUUGCAAUUGUUGAGAUAUGGUCGGUAUAAGCAUACGAUGCUAAUGUUUGUGCAUAUGUUCUCGACUUCGCAUAAUGGUUGUGAGCAUGUGAAUUUGUCUCCAUCAAACCUUCGAUGUAGAAUCCUAUCCAUGCUUUCAGUUUCUAUGAUGGGAGAACUAUAUAUAUUUUUCUUUAUUUGGUCAUUUCCUUUAAAACCAGUGAUGCUAAAAUUAUUCAAAAUCUCAUCUCUUUAAUAACUGUUAGAUCUUUACGAUGUGAUAUGCUUCUGUUUUUAUAAGUUAUUGAAGGUUUCGUCUUUGUACACAUGUAUGAAGAGUGUUUC
Messenger RNA from Cylicocyclus nassatus, 949 nucleotides. NCBI's taxonomy places the organism in Eukaryota, Metazoa, Nematoda, Chromadorea, Rhabditida, Strongylidae. The record is from the annotation of a GenBank genome assembly.